AUGAGACACAAUCUGGUGUGUCAGACAUCUCCCACUGUCACUGUUCAUGUAAAAUUGAGUGCAUCCAGAUCACAUCAGCAAAAAAAACUUAUUAGACUAAAGCGCCCUACUUUUGAAGAACAUGAAGAAAAUGGUGAAAAAAAUGUUCCUAGACAUAAAUAUCAAUGUCCAAAGGGACCACGUCAAGUUAUUCAUCGUCAGGAAAUGAUAGCUUUUUUAAAAUUAUUUGAUGAUGAUCUAAUCCAAGACUUCCUUUGGAUGGACUGUUGCUGUAAAAUUGCAGACAAGUAUCUCUUGGCAAUGACUUUCGUUUAUUUCAAGAGGGCUAACUUCACAAUAAAUGAGCAUACCAGAAUCAAUUUCUUUGUGGCUCUGUAUCUGGCAAAUACAGUUGAAGAAGACGAUGAAGAAUCAAAGUAUGACAUUUUCCCAUGGGCUUUGGGAAAAGCCUGGAGAAAGCUCUUCCCUGAUUUCUUAAAAUUAAGAGAUCAACUGUGGAGUAAAAUUGACUACAGGGCUAUUGUAAGCAGACGCUGCUGUGAAGAGGUGAUGGCUAUUGCUCCAACACAUUAUAUAUGGCAGCGAGAACGUUCUGUGCACCACAGCGGAGCUGUGAGAAACUAUCACAAUGAUGAAGUACAGCUGCCCCGAGGACCUAGUGGUACUCCUGCAGACUGCUUGCUUUGUGGUAAGAAAGGAAGAUUUGUACGACUAAGGUUAUCAUCAUCUUCCUCCUCAUCUACUGGCACUUUGGAGAUGAUGGAACUACAUUCAUCCCAGAAUGCGAAGGGCACCUUUCCAACUGAAAAAAUGCUCGUUGACUCUCCUUCUCAUUGCACCCAAGACUAUCAGAGCCUGUCCAGCAAAAGGAGACAAGGUAGCACCUCCGACCAAGACAAAUCCAUGGACUGGUUUACCAGCAAUGAAGAAUGACACACACCCGAGGAGCC
Messenger RNA from Egretta garzetta (little egret), 950 nucleotides. RefSeq names its product speedy/RINGO cell cycle regulator family member A (gene SPDYA). NCBI's taxonomy places the organism in Eukaryota, Metazoa, Chordata, Aves, Pelecaniformes, Ardeidae. The record is from RefSeq and is a predicted model, not a curated record. Gene Ontology annotation, biological process: positive regulation of cyclin-dependent protein serine/threonine kinase activity. The transcript has 6 exons. Gene Ontology annotation, molecular function: protein kinase binding. Bases 1 to 933 code for a protein of 310 amino acids.